Molecule: messenger RNA, 880 nt
Organism: Zingiber officinale
Lineage: Eukaryota; Viridiplantae; Streptophyta; Magnoliopsida; Zingiberales; Zingiberaceae
Product: calmodulin-like protein 6
Exons: 1
Coding region: 102-758 (218 amino acids)
Molecular function (GO): calcium ion binding
Source: RefSeq, a predicted model, not a curated record
GCUUUUAUGGUCUCUUCCUCUUCCGCUUCCUCUGCCAAUUAAAAAUGCUCCCUUUCUUCUUAUCUUGAUCGAUUCCUUGUUGAAUUUCUGUUUCUUUCGCCAUGGAGUUCCUCGUCUUGCUCGCCGUCUUCCUCUGCACCUGCGCCGUCAUCCACUACCGCCGCUUCCUCGGCCGCCCCAAGCUCCUGCCGUGGCUCUCCUCGCUCCUUCCGUCUGCCGCGUCGCCAGGACUAGAGAAGCCGGAGGCGGAUGAGGAGGAAGAUGAUGAAGGCGAUUCAUCAGUGGAGGACGGAGAGCACGAGCUGGAGCGGAUAUUCUCCACCUUCGACAAGGACGGUGACGGAUUCAUCACGGCCGGCGAGCUCGAGGAGUCGCUCCGGCGGUUGGGCCUCGCCGUCACGUCCGAGGAGACCGCCGCCUUGGUGGACCGGGUCGACGCCAACGGGGAUGGCCUCAUCGACCUGCAGGAGUUCCGCCAGCUGUGCACAGAGAUGAUGCUCCAGGGAGAGGUGGCCGUCGGAGAGGAUGACGAGAAUCUGAGGGAGGCGUUCGGUGUGUUCGACGGGAACGGGGAUGGGUUAAUCACGGCGGAGGAGCUGGCCAAGGCGCUGACUUCGCUGGGGAUGAAGCAGGGGGCGAAGCUGGAGGACUGCAGGGAAAUGAUUAAGAGGGUAGACAGGGAUGGCGACGGGAAGGUUGACUUUGGCGAGUUCACGAAGAUGAUGAAGACGAAGGGCGGCGGCAAGAAGCUCUUCUGAUGCCAUCCUCUUUAUUCCAUGUCCAUUCUCAAAAUCUCAAGGAGAUUUCUGUGUAUAUCUGACUUGUGUAUAUCUGAUCCCUGUAACUGCAGCAACUUCUUCAAUCUUACACGCUUUCCAAA